AUGGGAGAGGGUGGCAAAGAAAUUAAAGGUCUGAGUUUCGCCGAAAAUUUUCUGCUAAGCGGUGCUGCUGCUGUUAUCGCAAAGACUGCAGCUGCUCCAAUAGAGCGAGUUAAACUACUCGUCCAAAAUCAAGAUGAGAUGAUCAAGCAAGGGCGCUUAGACAAACCGUACAAUGGUGUUAUCGACUGUACUGUACGGACAUUCAGACAAGAAGGCAUACUACCUUUCUGGCGUGGAAAUUUACCUAACUGCUUGAGGUACUUCCCUACCCAGGCGCUUAACUUUGCGUUUAAGGACAAGGUGAAGUCAGCGUUUCAGCAAAAUAAAGAUGAUCCAUACUUGGUUGCUUUCUACAAAAACGUAGUCAGUGGUGGUGCCGCAGGUGCUCUGUCCUUAGUGUUUGUUUACUCUUUGGACUACGCUCGAACUCGUCUGGCCAAUGACAACAAAUCUGCCAAAAAAGGUGGAACUCGUGAGUUCAAUGGUUUGGUUGAUGUUUAUGCUAAAACGUUCAAGUCAGAUGGUAUCGCUGGACUCUACCGUGGCUUCGUUAUCUCGUGCGUCGGUAUAAUUGUAUACAGAGGAUUUUACUUUGGAUUGUAUGAUACUUUAAAACCUAUAUUCCUUGGACCGGAUGCAGGUGUGACAAUCAGUUUCUGUCUCGGAUACGGCGUGACUGUCACUUCUGGAUUGAUAUCCUACCCGAUCGAUACUAUUCGUCGACGUAUGAUGAUGACUUCAGGUAAUAUUUGUCUGAAUGAUCCAGAUGGAGUCAAGGAUUAUCAAUAUCUGCAUACACGUUUGAAAUAG
Schistosoma rodhaini is the source of this 810-nucleotide messenger RNA. Lineage: Eukaryota; Metazoa; Platyhelminthes; Trematoda; Strigeidida; Schistosomatidae. The record is from the annotation of a GenBank genome assembly.